AUGUCAUCGGAGGACAAUAAAAAGAAUGAUCAAAAAUCACUUUCUGGUAGUUUCGGAAAUUAUCAAUACUCUUUAGAAGAACGAGAUUUCCUUCAGAGAGAAUUAUUGAAAAAGCUCGACAGUGAUUCCAUUUCAAAGAGACCAGGUCCCAAUGGACGUGAUGUUCACUAUGUUGAAACCUGGAGAGCCAUAGAAUUGGCAAAUUUAAUUUUCGGAUUUAACGGAUGGUCUUCAAGCAUUAUGGAAAUUAAUAAUGAUUAUAUCGAGGAAACAGCACAAGGAAAAUUCAAUUGUGGAGUAUCGGCUAUUGUCAGAGUGAGUUUAAAGGAUGGAUCAUUUCAUGAAGAUAUUGGAUAUGGAACCAGUGACAAUCAAAAAUGUAAAGGAGCUGCCUAUGAACAAGCAAAGAAAUCUGCAGUGAGUGAUGGUUUGAAGAGAGCUCUCAAAAACUUUGGAAAUGCAUUGGGCUUGACCAUUUAUGAUCGUGAACAUAUCAAACAAAUUAGCAAGCCACAGCCCAAGAAGAAUCCAGCAAACAAUCAGCCAAAACCUGUGAAUCCUUACUUUUCACAAAGUCCUACACAAGCUGGAAUGGUCUCGCAAGCAUUACCAUCAGCCUCUAUCACUCCAACACAACAGCAAUUGGAAUCGAUAUCUUCAUCGGUGGAGGUUAGUCAGCCAUUGGUGAGUCACCCAAUGAAGCAAGAGGAAGCUAAUCUUCAAUUGGAUGAUGAUAUUGAUUUGGACAGCUCAGGUCUAAGCUCAACCAAUGGAACACCAUCUACAUCUGCAACGCCACCUGUGUUCCAGAAGCCAUCCGCUAUGGCAGCGUCCACUCCAAUUGGAAAUACCCCACCUGUAUUCCAAAGGCCAAAAAGACCAAAUGAGGUGAUGACUUCGUCCCCUCCAAACUUCCAACCUUCUCAAAAGAAAACUAAGCCCUAA
Naegleria lovaniensis is the source of this 945-nucleotide messenger RNA. RefSeq lists its product as uncharacterized. The record is from RefSeq and is a predicted model, not a curated record. Gene Ontology annotation, cellular component: nucleus. The coding region runs from base 1 to 945 and encodes 314 amino acids. Gene Ontology annotation, biological process: mitotic recombination; double-strand break repair via single-strand annealing; double-strand break repair via homologous recombination. The transcript has a single exon. Lineage: Eukaryota; Heterolobosea; Eutetramitea; Acrasida; Naegleriidae.